Oncorhynchus masou masou (cherry salmon) is the source of this 996-nucleotide messenger RNA. Its product is annotated as coiled-coil domain-containing protein 81-like. The transcript is spliced from 7 exons. The annotation marks the transcript as partial. The record is from RefSeq and is a predicted model, not a curated record. Lineage: Eukaryota; Metazoa; Chordata; Actinopteri; Salmoniformes; Salmonidae. Gene Ontology annotation, molecular function: nucleic acid binding. Gene Ontology annotation, cellular component: centrosome.
AUGACAGCUCGCUUGGAGUUUGCUAAAAGACAUCUAAAGGAAUACUCAGACCAUGAAAAACUCUUUGGCCUGAAUGCCAAGCAUCACGUCUGGAGGAUGCGUGGCACCAUCCCUGCAGUGAAGCAUGGUGGUGGCAGCAUCAUGCUGUGGGGGGUCUACAUUGCAGGCCUGGGAUCCUUCACCUUCUCUCAGCAGAAGCUGGACGUAGGCAACAAGUUUGUUUUGAUCCAGCGACCCAUCUUCCUGCUCUCUGAGAAGCUGUCCCAGUCACACGGCCUCAAGCAGGUCAAACCGCUGUCUGCAGCAGGGGACGUGCCACUGGUCCAGCUCAACUUCACAGUCCUGUCUGUGGAGAGCCCGUUUGAGCGUCACGUGGUGGAGGGCUGUGUGAGAGAGACUCUGCUGGUGUUGCUGAGAGCCGUGGCCGCCGGACGCUCAGUCCUCUUCACCUUCCACGCCAUCGGAGAGCUGUUGUUCUGCCGGAGCAAAGUCAAGAUGAAGUUCUACCACGACUUUGUCACCUCCCUGGACGGCAGCGGGAAGCUGCUCUUGGCGCUCUCCAAUAGACCUGGCACCAGCAACUCUGUCCUGUUUGAGAGAUCCAGCAUAACAGGGACCAGCAACGCCAUCAUCCUCCCCAGGAUCUCUUCCGAACAGGGGGGGAAGGACUGGGGAGAGGAGGCCCUGGCCCAGGUCCAGACAGACUCAGACAGGAAGAAGAAGAAUGGAGUGUUGGAGAGAAAGUUAUGUUACCACGUUUACCCAGAAUCCCUGGUGACUCCGCAGUCCAGAUCCAGACACACCCUGCACCCAGCCAAGGUCAACGGGAUCAGUCUCACUGAUGACCUGGAGCCCAGACCUCCAGUGGAGACCAACACUGACAGGUCCACAGUGUCUAUCCUACCACUGGAGGAUGCUGCUCUGAAGGAGGGGAAGGUGAAGAGGGGGGACUCUCACCUGGACAUGCCCUGUGUCAACCACAACAGGGCUGGACAG